AUGCGCCCCAUGAGCACCUCCAGCCUGCGGCUGCUUCGGUCGGCGAUCGGGCCCCGGAGCUAUGCGACCGAGUCGCAUCGAAGCCGCCUCGGCGGAGCGCUGAGCCUGGAUCAUUUCCUGCAGCGCUCGCGCGUUCUGUCGCUUUACCGGACCAUCCUGCGAGGCACGAGGCGCAUCGGCGACCCGACGACCCGUUCCGAGACGCGCAGCUUCGCCCGCGCCGAGUUUGAGCGCCACCGUGCCGUUACCGACAUUGGGCAUAUCAGAUACCUCCUGUCUACAGGAAAGACGGAGUGGGAGGCUAUGGAGAGGUAUAUGGGAGGCAUGUAG
Molecule: messenger RNA, 330 nt
Organism: Neoarthrinium moseri
Lineage: Eukaryota; Fungi; Ascomycota; Sordariomycetes; Amphisphaeriales; Apiosporaceae
Exons: 3
Coding region: 1-330 (109 amino acids)
Cellular component (GO): mitochondrion
Source: RefSeq, a predicted model, not a curated record